Vicia villosa (hairy vetch) is the source of this 492-nucleotide messenger RNA. RefSeq names its product golgin candidate 1-like. Gene Ontology annotation, biological process: retrograde transport, vesicle recycling within Golgi; Golgi organization. Gene Ontology annotation, cellular component: Golgi membrane; Golgi cisterna. NCBI's taxonomy places the organism in Eukaryota, Viridiplantae, Streptophyta, Magnoliopsida, Fabales, Fabaceae. The coding region runs from base 64 to 492 and encodes 142 amino acids. The record is from RefSeq and is a predicted model, not a curated record. The transcript has 4 exons.
GAGCCUGUCAAAGAGACUGCUUCAGAUAUUCAUGAAGCGGAUCCUUCUUCUUCUCCCAAAGGAAUGAAAGGCCCCAAUCAUGAACCUACAAGUACUGACCAAAUUAUCAAGGCUGGAGAUUUAGACUCCAACCAAUAUAAGGAUCAAGAAAAAAUUGAAUCUGUGGCUGAUGAUGUAGCUCCUAAUAAUGAUACUAUCCUUAAAGAUUCUGAUAUAAAAGCUGAACCUACAGUGAAUCAAAAGAGUCAAGAGGAUCAUAAAACUGACAUAUCCCCCGAAAAAGUACAGGAUCAGCUUGAAGAGGCCCAAAGAUUGCUCAAAACAACAAAAUCUACUGGUCAGUCUAAAGAGGCAAGGUUAGCUCGGGUUUGUGCUGGACUAUCAUCUCGCCUUCAAGAAUACAAAUCCGAAAAUGCACAGUUAGAGGAACUUCUUACUGCAGAGAGAGAGCUAAGCAAAUCAUUUUUAGACAUAGAAAUGCAGAAGAUAUGA